AUGGAGGAAACAGACCUUGAACUUUUUGAGACCUAUGUUGGUCUUUGUUUCGACAAUUUGAUUAUUCGGGAUGAUUUCCCAUCCAUUUCAUGGGUUCAGAAUCUACUGGAAAAUUUCAUUUCUUGCGGGAAGAAAUUCGAGACUCUUAUAUAUGAGAAUGGGAUGCACCUCAGUAGAGAGGUUAUGAAUCACUUGAUCAGUCCUUAUCUACACGUUUGUUUGAAUUCCUUGGAAUUGAUCAAUGGAAUUCGGGAGGGAGUUGAUUAUCUCCUGGAGUGUCAUAUCAGGUUGAAUAUGGUUCGCAUGAUUCUGCAGGGUCAGAAUGUUGGGAGGUCCGAAUUGUAUUCAGCAAGGGCAUUUCUCAACGAUUUGGAGGCUUUAAUUGAGAAUGAAAAGGAGUCAAACUACGCCCUUGCUGCUCGUAUAAUUGAAGACAAUGAGGAAAUUGACAUGCACUUGGAGCCACCUAGAUUGUUUCGGACGCGGGUUAGCCGUCUGUGGUCAGCUUCCAAGCAAUUGGAUUUGCUUAAAGCAAAUUUGUCCCUUCCAACUGCAGUAGAUAAUCGUGAGACUAAUCAGCUUGCAGAUUCUGUAUACACGAUGGCAUGUGCACACUAUAUGACGAUGUGGUGCCUUGUUGCUGCCUUACCAUGUCAAGGCCGGCCAAUUGAUAUACGCUUUUACGUGAAUUGUAUGGAGGGUUUUAAGUGGUACGAAGAUUUCACGUAUAUCUGGAGUAGGAUUCAUGAUGAGUCAAUAAUGGAGGAGAAUCGGCAUUGCUCUGGGUUGCUGAGGGAGGCUUCUGUUAUGGAGCAAUUAUCCUGGUAA
Molecule: messenger RNA, 828 nt
Organism: Cornus florida
Lineage: Eukaryota; Viridiplantae; Streptophyta; Magnoliopsida; Cornales; Cornaceae
Product: protein BYPASS1-LIKE-like
Exons: 1
Coding region: 1-828 (275 amino acids)
Source: RefSeq, a predicted model, not a curated record